CCCGUGUGGCUUCAAUUCUCUCUGUACAGUUGCAUAUCUAGAUUUCCUGUUCUAUACACCACCCUUUUUUAAAUCAAAAUCACAAUGGGCAAGGACUCUUUCGCUCCCGGUGACGUUGCUAAGGGCGCCAAGCUCUUCCAGACUCGUUGCGCUCAGUGCCACACUGUCGAGGCUGGCGGUCCUCACAAGGUCGGCCCCAACCUGCACGGUCUUUUCGGCCGUAGCACCGGUGCCUGUGAGGGCUACGCCUACACCGACGCCAACAAGCAGGCCAAUGUCACCUGGGACGAGAACACUCUGUUCAGCUACCUCGAGAACCCCAAGAAGUUCAUCCCCGGUACCAAGAUGGCCUUCGGUGGUCUGAAGAAGAACAAGGACAGGAAUGACCUGAUCUCCUACCUCAAGGAAAACACCAAAUAAACACAUAACGCCUGAUCACGGAUAAUGUUUGUUCUCGACUUGGACCUCGGAUCAUCGCGACGCGUCGAUUUCUAUGCUUGAAAGACAUGGCAAGCUAUGCGCAGAGAACUCCGCUGGGAUAAGACUUGUAAUUUUAGCCACCACCAACUUUUCUUUCUUUUUUUUUCUACCUCCCCCCAUUCUGUUUUACGGUUCCGGACCCCUCCCAUAGACCUGGUCUCUUCUACGCGCUGGAAGAUGUUGAAUACGAUAGAUCUCAGGUUUCUUGUCAUUGCUCGUGUAUGUUAAAAAGAGUGC
Molecule: messenger RNA, 717 nt
Organism: Penicilliopsis zonata CBS 506.65
Lineage: Eukaryota; Fungi; Ascomycota; Eurotiomycetes; Eurotiales; Aspergillaceae
Exons: 5
Coding region: 85-420 (111 amino acids)
Biological process (GO): mitochondrial electron transport, cytochrome c to oxygen; mitochondrial electron transport, ubiquinol to cytochrome c
Cellular component (GO): mitochondrial intermembrane space
Molecular function (GO): electron transfer activity; heme binding
Source: RefSeq, a predicted model, not a curated record